Rhopalosiphum maidis (corn leaf aphid) is the source of this 1641-nucleotide messenger RNA. RefSeq names its product mediator of RNA polymerase II transcription subunit 15-like. The coding region runs from base 47 to 1627 and encodes 526 amino acids. The transcript has 2 exons. The record is from RefSeq and is a predicted model, not a curated record. NCBI's taxonomy places the organism in Eukaryota, Metazoa, Arthropoda, Insecta, Hemiptera, Aphididae.
CAGAACUAUACAGUAGUACACACAAGAGACUUACGAAUCACCAAAAAUGGCAUACAAGAUGUUCUCCACCGGUCUAGUGGUACUCGCUUUCAUUGGUAUGACUUUGUGUCAACAACAAUUAAAUCAAUUAACCACCGGUUUGCCGUUACAAUACCUGCCGUCUUCACUGUCACAAGAGUCAUUCCAAGGACCUUUGGUGGCUGUCCAACAGACACGCGCAAAAUAUGAGGACAUCGAAAAUCAAUCUGACAAACUAUCGGCUCCAAUCAUGUCAGUCCCUCCACAAUCACAGUCUUACCAAAAUGCUGAACAACAACAGAAUUUAGCUCAAUCAUAUCAGACACCUUUCGAAAACGCCGGAGUGCAGUACUCAAUCGUCUCACCAAACUCCUAUCACAGCAACCACGCUAGCCAGCGAUACUACGUGCCCGCCAACCAACAGUUAGCCGAACCUCAAUACAACACCAAGGAAUCGUAUUCGACCGCCUUACCAGCAGCCACCCCUGCUGCCAUCCCGGAACAGGUUCAACCAGAAUAUAAACAACAAUUCGUUGCCCCAGCUGAAAAUCAACGAGACAUCUCUGCCGCCAACGCUGCUUAUGCUCAUCACGAGUACAGACACCAGUUCGCCGCCCCAGCUGAAAAUCAACAAGACAUCUCUUCCGCCAGCGCUGCUUACGCUCAUCACGAGUACAGACAACAACAGUUCGCCUCCCUAGCACAAGCUCAAGCAGAAUAUAAACAACAAUUUGCUGCCCUGGAACAGGCUCAACUCGAGUACAAACAACAAUUCGCUGAACUUACCCAAGCUCAACAAGAACUUAAACAACAGUUAGUUGCACCAGCUCAAGCUCAACAACAAUUGAAAGAACAGUUCGCCGUGCUUGCACAAGCCCAACAAGAGUAUAAGCAACAGUUUUCCGCUCUUAACCAAGCUCAAAAAGAAUACAAAGAACAGUUCGCCGCUCUUAACGAGGCUCAACAAGAACUUAAACAACAGUUCGCCGCCCCAACUCAGGCUCAAAAAGAGUACAAACAACAGUUCGCCGACCUUGCACAGGCUCAACUGGAGUUCAAACAACAGUUCGCCGGACUUGUCCAGGCUCAACAAGAACUUAAACAGCAGUUGUUAGUCACACCAGUUGAAGUCCCACAAGAAUACAAACAGCGGUACAACUUCCCAGGUCAACAAGUGCAAAGACAACAGUACGCCGUAGCAGAUCAAGGCCGACAAAAUUACAGACAACGAUUUGUCGUACCAACACCCGCAUACCAAUACGUCCAAAAAUCAACCGCCGCCAAUGCCGCCAGUCCAGUCUCGUACGUCGCCCAAUACCCGGCCGCCCAAAUCAAAGCCCAAACAGCAACAGCUGUCAACCCGAAAGUCCAGUACGCCACCAUUCCACAACAGUACUACUACACCGUUCCCGUCAGACAAGUCGCCGUCACCGAACAGCCACGCGUCCAGCAGACAAGUGCCAACCAAUCGUCGUCCGGAGUGAUCGUAUCCACCACACCAACCCCGUCGGUCGUCUACAAGUCUGAAUCAACACCGACAAUGCAACCACAACAACAACAACAACAACUCAGAGUUGCACGCAACAACCGCAGGAACAUCGUCGCAUAAAAGUCGCAUGUGAC